Molecule: messenger RNA, 477 nt
Organism: Diplodia corticola
Lineage: Eukaryota; Fungi; Ascomycota; Dothideomycetes; Botryosphaeriales; Botryosphaeriaceae
Exons: 2
Coding region: 1-477 (158 amino acids)
Source: RefSeq, a predicted model, not a curated record
AUGGCCUCUGCUCUGCCUACUGUGCCGCGCGUGGUGUUUACGAUCAUUGAACCGAUUUCCCUGGUCGCCGGGUUUCUGGGCCCUCUGCUCUCACCGCAGUUCUUUGCAGCUUCCCAGCUAGCCGCCAGCAAAGUUGCUGCCCAGACUCACGAGCUGACCUCAACGGAGCAUAUUCUGGCUCUUCAGCUUGGAAAUGCCUACCUCCUGCUGGGGAUGCUGGGCGUGUUCAUUCUCAACACGACACUGGAUCUUCCUACCGUGAAGGCGUACCUGGCUGCAUUGUGGGUCGGUGACAUCGGCCACGUGCUCAUCACCGCUUGGGGACUAGGGCUCCAGGGAACUUUCGAUAUCCAGGGCUGGAAUGCCGUGACCUGGGGCAACAUUGGUUUCACCGUGAUGCUUUUCGUCUUCAGGAGCCUGUACUUCCUAGGGUUCUUCGACAAGGAGCAGCGUGGUCGCAAGAGCAAGCAGACGUAG